Molecule: messenger RNA, 1273 nt
Organism: Chanos chanos (milkfish)
Lineage: Eukaryota; Metazoa; Chordata; Actinopteri; Gonorynchiformes; Chanidae
Gene: etnk2
Product: ethanolamine kinase 2
Exons: 8
Coding region: 37-1173 (378 amino acids)
Biological process (GO): phosphatidylethanolamine biosynthetic process
Cellular component (GO): cytoplasm
Molecular function (GO): ethanolamine kinase activity
Source: RefSeq, a predicted model, not a curated record
UAUAGGUAGCUCACGACGUUUAAAUUCUAGAUUUUUAUGUCGCGUGACUUCAAAAUAUCUGUCACCUCGCCAAAUAAAGUAAGUCACAUCAUGGAGACGGAGAUACACGUGCCUGUUGGGUCGCCGAUAAUCAAAAAAUUCCCAAUUUUUGUAGACGAGCAUAAUGUAACAGAAGGGGCCAUGAAAUUGAUAAAGGAGCUGCGUCCUGCCUGGAAUAUAGAUCUUGUCAAAACUAAGCUUUUUACAGAUGGCACCACCAACAAAUUGGUGGGGUGUUACACAGAAGAGGAUCCAGAGGACGUGGUGCUGGUGAGGGUGUAUGGUAAUAAGACGGAGCUGAUCGUCGACCGCGACAACGAGCUGAAGAGCUUCCAGGUGCUGCAUGCCAACGGCUGCGCGCCCCGCCUCUACUGUACCUUCCAGAACGGCAUCUGUUACGAGUUCAUGCAGGGCCAUGCCCUGGGCACCCAGGAUGUGCGGGACCCUGUGCUCCUCAGACUGAUUGCCAGAGAGAUGGCACGCAUUCAUGCCAUUCACGCUCACAAUGGCUGCAUCCCCAAACCCAACCUGUGGAUCAAAAUGCGCAAGUACUUCUCUCUCGUGGCCACCGAGUUCACCGACCAGGCCUCCAACACCAGAAUUCAGCAGGAAGUCCCCAGCCAGGAAGUGCUUGAACAGGAAAUGACAUGGAUGAAAGAACACCUGUCUCAGCUGGGAUCACCGGUGGUGCUUUGUCACAACGACCUGCUGUGUAAAAACAUCAUUCACAACAGCAAAGAAGGUCACGUUCGGUUCAUCGAUUACGAAUACUCCAGUUACAACUACCAGGCAUUUGACAUUGGAAACCACUUUAAUGAGUUUGCAGGCAUGAGCGAGCUGGAUUACGGCCUGUACCCGAGUCGGGAGAUGCAGUUGGAGUGGCUGCACACCUACCUGCAGGCCUAUAAGCUCUUCACUCAGAAGGGCGAGGACGUGAGCCAGCGUGAGCUGGAGACACUCUACGUGCAGGUCAACAAAUUCGCCCUGGCCUCCCAUUUCUUCUGGGGCUUCUGGGCUCUCAUCCAAGCCAAGUACUCCUCUAUUGACUUUGACUUCCUUGGGUAUGCCGUUCUGCGCUUCAAUCAGUACUUUAAAACGAAGCCUGCAGUCAUGGCGUUGAAGAUCCCUGAAUGAGAGUGAGAGUCGGAGGAGGAGCAGUGGUGGAAUCUGGUCUGAUGUCAUCACUGCCACCUUAACCCUGAGAGCAGAGGCACUUUUCAGCUCCAUAGGGCUG